Molecule: messenger RNA, 3690 nt
Organism: Ixodes scapularis (black-legged tick)
Lineage: Eukaryota; Metazoa; Arthropoda; Arachnida; Ixodida; Ixodidae
Exons: 14
Coding region: 294-2045 (583 amino acids)
Molecular function (GO): zinc ion binding
Source: RefSeq, a predicted model, not a curated record
ACGGAAGCCGUCGCUGGGUGCAAUCCUUCCCAGCAUUCCCCGCGCUGACGCUGCCACGGCAUAGUAACUGCCGCCACUGCCGUAGAAGAAAAUAGCGAAGAAAUUUAUAUUUGGCCGGUGAAAUUCCAUUCGCCCCUAUGGUGUUAUCUGGAUUACUGCAAGACCUUCUUCAGCUCGCCGUAGUUGCCGCGGUGGACGGAUCAUCGAGGGAGAACAACGAAUAAUGCCAUAGGCAAGCGGGGGAAAGGUGGAGCAGCGAGUGCACCAUUGGGCCAGCCUGGACGCUGUCCAGUAUGGUGGACUGUAGAGGGGCCCACAGGACAGUAACCCACCUCCCCAGCAAGCUGUACCCACUGCUCAAGAACUUCAUGACAGUGCAUCCCAAUGGCAGCUGCACCGACAACUGCUCGGGCCAUGGAGAGUGCCACCAGGGCAUCUGCUUCUGUGAGGUGCAGUACAGUGGCGGAACGUGCACCGAUCCGAACAUCAGCUACUUCGUGGCUUUCUCUACCAUCUUUUAUUUAAUCUGCGCAGUGUCAUUUGUGCAGCUGCUUAUCUGCAUCCGGUCGGAAUUUAGCCGCAUCAAGCCGCCGUCGCUGCUAAAAGCGCUCAAGGUCACAACGCAGAAGGCUCUUUACGCCCUUAUUUGCAUCGCCACUUUUGCCCGGGGCUUCUAUUUCUCUUCUCCGGAAAAUGCAUCCUUAGAUUGGGCGUCUAGUCUGAUGAGCGCUUACUACCCGCUGCUGCUCACAGGGUCCUCUUUGAUUGUCUGCUUCUGGGCUGAGGUGUUCCACCUGCGAGACUUGAGACACGACAAGCCUCGCUUCCUGAGCAAGUCGUUCCUGGGCUUCCUGGCCUUCAACAUCAUCACUUACUCCCUGCUGCUCGCUGAGCUCGUGCUCAUCCAAUUCGCAGGCUAUGGGGAGACGGAGAGGAGCCUGUUUUUGGGCGUAUUCAAUGGCUCCUUUGCGGUCCUGAUGGUAAUUGUGGUUGUCUUCUUCCUGAUCUAUGGAGUCGAGGUUUAUUUCAAGGUCCGGGGAGCCUUCGUGGCGGGUCCCCCCAGCGCGCCCAACAUGUCGCAGGUACACCAGUCCCGGCUGGGGCUGGUGGCCUUUGCCAUCCUCCUCCUCACCACGGUGUUGUUCAUCCUCUCGGACGUCAUGGGAUCCUUCUGGAAAGACAAGGUGGCAGUUCUGGGCCGUAACUGCCACGACGUCAUGUUCCGCGUGAUCGAGAUGGGCCUGGCUCUCUGGUUCCCUUGCGUCCUCUGGAAUUGUGUUCAGCCACAACAGUUGUGGAUCUUGAAUCCAAAGAAACUGCUGGUGCGUCGGGAGCCCGACAAGACUCCGCCCACCGGCCCCGAGUCUGAGGCCCUGUUCUCCGUGCCCAAAGAGCUGGCCAAGAGCGGCGACAGCCUGAGCUCUUUGGAGAAACUCCCCGAAUGCUUCAUCUGCUACGACUCCGACCGCACCGACGCCGGACCUCUGAUUCGCCCCUGCAACUGCAAGGGCGACGUUUCCGUUGUGCAUCAUGACUGCCUCCGCACCUGGCUCAUUGAGUCUGCCGGGAACGCAGACAGCAACCGCUGCAAGGUGUGCAACGAAGAGUACGAGCUGGAGCGAGGGGAGGUCUGGCUGCCGAGCGGCCUCUCCCCGGCCCACUGGCUGCAGACGGCGGCCGUGCUGGUCAUCAUGGGCAGUGCCGUGUCCGGCGCCUGCCUGGUCGUCAAGGUCUUCGACAACGUCGGAAUCCGCACGCUGGCCGUCGGGCUGGCUCUGCUCGCCGAAUACGUCUGCCUCAGACUGCUGGGAAUCAGCGUGUUGGAGGCGUACCAAAGAGCCAAGUAUUCGGCGGUGCGCAUCCUGGGCAAGCGGCUGGCCGGGGCGUCGGACAACGACCGGGCCGUGGUGGUGGCGCCGUCGAGCGUCGUGAGCAGGGUGGUUGGAUCGCGCUGUGGCAACCACCUUCCGGCGGACCACAAGGCCAUGCUGGUCACCACCCUCGGCGAUCCGCAGAACGUCCCGGACUCCGAGCUGGCCAUCUGAGCGGCCCGUCCUUCGUUGGAAGGCGCCGUGCAGUGUCCAGUCUCCAAAUUGUCUUUUUUUUUUUCUCCCUCGCUAGUGCCCCUUGUUCGGUUCUCCAGAUUGUAGGGUUGUCGCGAAACGGAGUGUCGUCAAAGCGGGGUCGUCUGCUCUCCGCCACCCGUGCUGUGUAUGAUUGAAAAAGAGUCUCGUCAGACACGGAUGCACAGCGGGUGCUGUCUGAACCUCCAAACUAUAUUUACGUUCACUACGGUCCGUCUGUCGGGCCGGAAAUGCGGAGUGUUCCGUGGUUUUUGCAAAGAUACGAAGAGCUUAUAUUUUCUCCAACACUGUGAGGAAGCAGCUCUCGCUGUGUAUACUGUAUGGGGAACUUGUUUAUAAUGGGAUGCCAGUGUUGCUACAGCUCGUUUGCAAUGCCGGAUCUUGCCUGUAUCGGUGGGGUGGGCAGAUUACACGGAAUGAAACCUUUCUGAAAAGAUUGAAGGGCAGGGGGGGCUGUUUAUAAACAAAGCUUAGAUAUGAUCAGCGUGACAGCGUGACUUGGUGAAAUUGAAGAUUAAAAAUUGUGCGGGAGCUUAAUUUAAUGACGCAACAUUGUCGGGGCAGUCGUCGCAUUCUAAUUGUUUCCGCGAGAAUACUUGUUUUUUGCCUAUUUGCACUCUGGGAUUUGCUGCUGUGAUAAGUACAGGUUGGGUAAAUUUGUACUUUUGUCAUUGGUAGAUGCCAGGCCACCGUGUUGUGAACCGCACGGCUGAAAUUCAAUCCCGUAUUUUGGCGUUGUAUUCCGAGUGCCGACACUCCGUUCCACGACGGAGCAGUUCUGUUGUGAGAAGGGUUUGGGGGGAAAGAAAGCUUGUGUAAUUUAUCUGGUUUUAAUUUAUUUCAUCGUUAAGAUCAUUCCAGAGGUGUAAAUUGGAAGGAGUUCCUGCAAAGCAUACUUGUAGCCUUUCAACAGUGUUUGCUCCUAGUUCUGUACAUAGAAAGAAAAUAUAGCACGCGGCAAUUCGGGAAGGGGCUCCCGAAACAAGGCACAGCAGCAGCAUAUAUGGAAGCCAACAUUAGCAUAGAAGGGCUUCCCUUAAAGUUUGGGACAGGGUCCUUAUGAUGAUCCUUUAGGCUCUUCAGAAGAUUGGGACAUUUCUGGUCUUGCUCCAUGGAGAGGUAUGCUUGGCAGUUGCUUGUAGCUUGAGUUUGUUGGAUUUCUGCAACAUACAUUUUUUUUUUUUUUUUUUUUUUUGGGUUUUGGUGGCUUUGUGUUGAGGAUUGGCUUGGGGCAAGAGCUUUUGAUUCUAGCAUUGUGCCAAUUUCACAAGCCAUGGUAUCAAAAAAGCAGUAGUUGACUAACAAUUUGAGCAUAUAUUUGCACUUCCUUACGCUGGACUUUGUCCCAGUUUCUGAAUCUCUAAUAAACAUUGUGUAAUGAGGAGCCACCUAACGUUAUUUAAUGGUCUAGCACUGGUGUUGUAGUAGUGGCACUUGCAGCAGACAGUUUUUUCUUUGCAACACAUCGAAGAUGUGCCUGUAUAUAUCCCUUAUAGAUUGUUAUAUAUACCUCAUUGCUGUUCUUAUUUGUGAUCCGGUGUGAACAGUAGGAAAGGCUAUUUUUAUUUGGAAUUUUGCGUGACUGUAAUAAAGUCCUUCCUCAUUA